CUGCACUCCCUAAAGAUGACGAGGAUUUGUAAAAAGUUUAAUAAACUGCAAACUGUGCGUCGAAAUUUGGUCGUAAGUUCAACAGUUCCUACCAGCUUCCAUACGACUGGAAAACCGAGGAUUCUACCAAUUUAUGUUGAAGAAAAAAGGUUUACAAGAUUAGAAAGAACUGGCAUCUCUGCCAACGAUUCAUCAAAACUAUCAAAAAAAUUUGGAACGUGGUGUUGA
Molecule: messenger RNA, 228 nt
Organism: Chironomus riparius
Lineage: Eukaryota; Metazoa; Arthropoda; Insecta; Diptera; Chironomidae
Source: the annotation of a GenBank genome assembly